This is a messenger RNA of Myxocyprinus asiaticus (Chinese sucker), 2383 nucleotides long. It is a transcript of the gene sp8a, whose product is annotated as sp8 transcription factor a. NCBI's taxonomy places the organism in Eukaryota, Metazoa, Chordata, Actinopteri, Cypriniformes, Catostomidae. The transcript has 2 exons. The record is from RefSeq and is a predicted model, not a curated record. Gene Ontology annotation, molecular function: DNA-binding transcription factor activity, RNA polymerase II-specific; RNA polymerase II cis-regulatory region sequence-specific DNA binding. Gene Ontology annotation, biological process: regulation of transcription by RNA polymerase II. The coding region runs from base 89 to 1336 and encodes 415 amino acids.
GCCCAGUGGUGGAAGGUCAGCGUCUCCAAAACAGCCGAGGGACUUAUAAAUGUAAAGACAUUUCCACAGGUGGACGGACACUCGUGGAAUGGCAACUUCACUUCUUGGGGAGGAACCUAGGGUUGGAUCCACUCCAUUGGCCAUGUUAGCAGCGACCUGUAAUAAAAUCGGGAGUUCGAGUCCCUCCUCGGACAGCGGCGCGUUUGGAAAAGGAGGAUUUCACCCGUGGAAACGCGCAGCGCCCAGCAGCUGUUCUCUCUCGCCUUUCGGUGCGCAACGGAACGAUUCAUUCAGCGCCAAUAGCUCCUUUUCCUUAACGGGCACGAACACCUCCACCAGCCCGUUUGGCAACGACUACCCUGUGUUUCAGACUUCAAUCGCCAACAGUUCCCCGGACCCGAGCGCGCAGUCGGUGUUCAUCUCUAAAGUGGACACUCUACAAGGGAUUUACCCGAGGAUGAGCGUUGCGCACCCGUACGAGACGUGGUUCAAAUCCGCGCAUGCUGGCAUCUCCGCCGGGGACGUGGGCACUGGUAGUGGGUCCUCCUGGUGGGAUGUGGGCACCGGUUGGAUUGAUGUUCAAAGCGCAAACGGCGCCGCGCUCCAAAGCUCCCUGCACUCGCCCUUGGGUGGGUAUAACUCAGACUAUUCUUCUUUUACCCACUCCGCGUUCAGUGCCAGCCCGUCUCCUCAUCUUCUCACGAGUGGGCAGCACCUGAUGGACGGAUUCAAACCGGUUUUAUCAGCUACUUAUUCAGAACCCAACCCAAAUUCUAUAGCCGGCGCCAGUGGACCGGUUUUAGCCGGGUCUCCUGCGGUAACCCUGGCUGGAUCUCCCCGCUCAACCACGCGGCGCUACUCGGGCAGAGCGACCUGUGACUGUCCGAACUGCCAUGAGGCGGAGAGACUGGGGCCCGCGGGGGCCAGCCUGCGCAGAAAGGGGCUCCACAGUUGCCACAUCCCGGGUUGCGGGAAGGUAUACGGAAAGACGUCGCAUCUCAAAGCGCAUUUGCGCUGGCACACCGGCGAAAGGCCGUUCGUAUGUAACUGGCUGUUUUGUGGAAAGCGCUUCACCAGGUCCGAUGAGCUCCAGCGGCAUUUACGCACACACACCGGGGAAAAACGAUUCGCCUGUCCGGUGUGCAACAAGCGCUUCAUGCGCAGCGACCACCUCAGUAAACACGUGAAAACGCACAGCGCCGGUGAGCCCGGGUCGAACGGGGUUAAAAAGGGCAGCGAUACCGACAGCGAGCAGAGUGGACCGGGCAGCCCGGCCUGUCAGUCCCCUGAAAUGAUCCACAAUACAGAACCCGUCCGGAACGGACUCAGUCACUGAGUAAAACGACUGAAAAUAUGGCACAUCAUUUUGUAAACAUAAGGGGAACACGUGGACGCACCAAUUAACCCUCUGAUGCAUGCAUAAUUAAAUCACAAAAUUACAUAUUUCACUUAUAAUAAGUAACAACAACAUAAUCAUUCGCAAUCUUCUUUUCUUUUUCUUUCUUUUUUUUUUUUUUUUUACAGAGAGUUACAGAAGAUUUUGUCAAAUAUUCUCGAUGUAGGUUACUUUACGCACCCAUAUUGAAUUUAUGUUGUCAUAAAUAUUAAAAUAUAGUGGCAUAUAAAAAGGACAGUUGUAUAUUAUUAUGAGAAGGGGUCAAAAGCAAUCACCCCAUGCCAUUAACUCUGAAAAGUGGUUCUUCUAAUGGACACCAUCAGAGGGUUAAUUUAGCUUUCAGUGCAUAAUUAAAUCAUGCAAGUGCCAUUGGUUUGGUCAAAAUAGACGUCUUAAAAGAUUAUUAAAUGUGUUUUAUGAGCCAUGCAUCGGCAGAAGGUCUCUCUCAGGUGUUAUAGAGAUUUUCCGUAGUGCUCUAUGGAUACAGCGAUGAAAAAACUUUAUAAUGUAGCUAAUGUAAAUGUGAAAUAAACUGCAAAACUGUCUUAUAUUCAGUCUGCAUUUGCUGUCAACAAAUUCUCCGUUCAUUCACGUCUAUUUGAGGCACUUUAUGAAAAUCAAAAACAAUUCUGAAUAACUGCACAAUUGAAUUGUAUUAUUGUAAUUAAUGCUUCUUGAUUAUUGAACUGUUUUAGGCUUGACACAAGUCUAUAAAAGAUUUUAAGAAAACAUCAUCAUGAAAUGUGGAGAUUUAAAGUGUCAACGGAGCAAUUUUUGUACAUUAGUUCUAAUUUCUUUGACAGUAAAUCUGAACUCAGUACAAAUUGAAAAUGUAUAUAGACUUGUCUUGAAACUCUAUUUAUAAUUCAGUUUGAUUUGUGCUUUGAAGUCUAUCAGAGUCGCACUUUGAAUCUAUAUUUAUGAUUUUAGGAUCAACUCGAUCAAGUCUGUUUAUCUUUAGUUUUAUUAUUAUUUAAUGGAGCAUGU